Dictyostelium purpureum is the source of this 3378-nucleotide messenger RNA. RefSeq lists its product as uncharacterized. The record is from RefSeq and is a predicted model, not a curated record. The transcript is spliced from 2 exons. The coding region runs from base 1 to 3378 and encodes 1125 amino acids. Lineage: Eukaryota; Evosea; Eumycetozoa; Dictyosteliales; Dictyosteliaceae. Gene Ontology annotation, cellular component: membrane.
AUGAAAAGGAAUCAACAAAAAUAUCAAUCUAUAAAUAAUGAUAUAGACGAAGAUGAAUCUUUUUUAAAUAAUAAUAAUAAUAAUAAUAACGAACAGGAUAGAUAUAGUAUAAAUAGUAAACUUAGCAAUAGUAGCAGUAGCGAUAGUUUCGAUGAAUAUAGAGAUGAUAAACAAUUAUUAAAAAAGAAUAAAAGCUAUUGGGAUAGCGUUUACGAUAAACAUCACCCAGGUAUAGGAAAAACAAAAAAAGAAAGAAUAAUACUAUGGUUUAGAACAUUAUUUUAUAAUUGGAAACAUUUCUUUAGACAUACAUUAAGGGUUAAUCUUAGAAAUAAGCUAUCCUAUUCAUUAGGGUUUUCAGCAUGUUUCCUUGUAGUUUUCAUUGUAUCAUUAUGUGUAUCAAUUAUUACAAAUACUCCAGUUGUUUUUUUAAGUUUAUCAGAAGCAUCAGUAGGUGAAAUGGAUUUAGUAUUAACAUCAAACUCCUUUACUCUAUCGAAUCAAUUCAACUAUACAAUGAUAUCCGAGUUAUUAGCAGGUACUUAUUUAAGUCCAAACGGUCAGAACUACACAGACUAUUCAGAAUCCUCAUCAGAUUUUCAAGAUGAUAGCUACCAUACACCAAGAAUUGUAUAUGAAAUUAAUGCUGUAAGCGCUUCAUCAUGUCCAAAUGGCGAUAUCAACUCUAAUCUUUGGAAAUAUCAUAAUGCAACAAAUGCAAAUCAAGAUUGUGAGCCACAUUGUUUUGAUAAUGUAUGCUCACUUUCAGUCCCAAGCAAAGCUGAUUUAUAUGUCAUCGACUCUCAAAAAGAAAAACGUAUGGGUCUAGGUCGUGAUUGGUCAUUACCCUCACCCGACCAAGGUAAAGUUUUUAUUCAAUCAAAGGUAGCAUCCAAACUUUCAGUUUCAAAAGGCGAUUAUUUAUACCUUCGUAUUUCUGCCACUGAUUUCCUUUCUUCAAUUUGGGUUAAUGCUGAUCCAACCAAUUCAACUUUACCAAUUAUUUAUUUAACUGUUCAAAUUCAAGAUGUUUUCGACAAAAGAAAAGGCAAAUUUGAUAACAGCGAAGAUACAGCCAUUGUUAUAGACUAUGCCACAUUUAUACCAUUUUUAUAUACACAAUUAGAUCCAGAAAUGAAAGAAUCAUCAAAAGAAUUUAUUAAAGAUAUUAAUUUAUAUGAAUAUACUCAAAUUAUGAUUGUAAAUUUACCACCAUCAAGAUUGGAACCAUAUAUAAAUUCAAACCAAGAUACAAUUUUACAACAUAUCGUCGAUUUUUCAAAUAAGAUUUUAUAUAAAAUUGGGUUCAAUGAAUUUUCAUCUUCGUUACCAGUAAUGGGUCAAUUAUCAAAGAAUCGUUAUGUUGCAUUGUUUUUAGGUUUAAUUUUAAAUGUAAUCAUCUUCAUUUUAUUGUUCCUUUCAAUUCUAUUAAUUUACUCGUUGUUAAUGAUUGAUGUAGAGACUCGUACAUUCGAAAUGGGUGUAAUGAGAAUGAUUGGUACAACACGUAAUGGUAUUAUUCAGCUAAUGUUAUUCAAGGCCUUCUCUUAUAGUGUUCCAUCUUGGGCAUUGGGUUUAUUAGUAGCUCAAAUAUUUGGUUUUGUUGUAUCUGCUAUAUUCAAAUCGAUUACAGGUGUACCUAUUCCAACCAGACUUACUGGAGAAUCAAUUUUAUUGGCAACAGCUUUAGGUAUAAUUAUCCCAAUUGCCUCAGCAAUUUUCCCAAUUCGUAGUGCUUUAGGUAAAAACUUACACGACUCUUUAGAUGUUAAGCACUCAAAGACAAUGGCUGUUCAAAUCUCAAUCGAACGUUCAGAAGAUAAUAAUUUCUCAUCAGGUGUUGCUCUUAUUGGUUUAAUUUUAUCAGUAUUUGGUUUUGGCAUUUACUACGUUUUCCCAUUGUCACUUUUAUCGUUCAAUCUUACCUUGCUAUUAAAUAUGUUUUUCAUGUUACUUAUUGCCAUGCUUUUAGGUCUUGUCAGUUUAGCAUUAAAUGUAGAGCAAAUUAUCGAGCGUUUAGUCGUCUAUUUAUUCUUGUUCUGGGAAAAGCAAGCUAUCAAGUCAAUUAUCGUUAAAAAUUUAGUUGCUCAUAAAUUACGUAAUAGAAAAACUGCCAUCAUGUAUGCUGUAUCUUUAUCAUUUAUUAUUUUUGUAAAUGUCUCAUACUCUAUGCAACAGUCCUCAAUGAAUUAUGAAGUCCAACAAAGUUAUGGUAGUUAUCUUACUAUUAAAUCAAAAGAGUCUUUCUUUACACAAGAGGACACAUAUCUUAUCGACUCAUUCCUCAAUCAAAUGAACCCCGAAAUCGCAGAUUAUGCUUGGGUGACCUCAUCAUAUUCAAUUAUAACUCAAACUUAUCAAAGCUCACAAAUUACCAAUUUAGGUCAUAUUUAUAGCGAUAAUACAAAUCUUUAUGCUGUAUCACCCAAUUUUUUCACCACCACUUUACCAGGCUUCCUUAAAGCCAACAGCAUAGCAACAGAUCCAGACUAUCCUUUAGGUGAUAUCAAUUAUCUAUCUGAACAAAUUUAUUCUAUUUCUAGUGGAAAUAAACUAUUGAUUGGUUCACUAUAUGAAUCUAAUAUUGGUGCAUCACUUCAACAACCAUUUUUACUUCAAUUAAAUCUUAAAAAAUCAUCUACAAGUGAAAAUAAUCAAACUAGAUAUUUAGUCGAACCAGUAGCAAUGUUAGAUUCAGCACCAAUAUUUAAAUUUUCAAAGUUCCCAUCGGUUUUAAGUCAAGAUUCGAUUGUAUCGCUUCCAUCAUUCCUUUCAUACUCUUCAAGUGUAUUCUCGUCAGUUCGUGAAUUACCAAUGAAAUCAGUAGUAUUAAAGCUUAAUACAUCAAACAAAAACAGUGUUGAAGCUAUUAAAACUCGUAUAUUCAACUAUUUAAAUACAAAUUUAAACGAAGAUUUUACCAUUUUAGAUUACUAUGACAAGAUUGCACCAAAUGCCACAGCUAGUAAAAUUAUUCAGUACUUUUUCUCUUUCACCACCAUUUUAGCAAUGUUAAUUUCAUUCUUUUCAUUAAUGUCAUCAGUAUAUUCAAAUAUUUUAGAGCAAACUAAAGAAAUUGGUGUAUUAAGGGCAGUCGGUAUUCCAAAGAGAUGGAUGAUUAGAAUUUAUGUUUACGAAUCAUUUGUACUAGUUUUAUCAUCAUCAUUUUUAGGUGUUUUCAUUGGUACCAUAGUAGGUUGGACUAUGAUUCUUCAACGUGUACUUUUCACCCAAUUACCAAUUCCAUUCGAAUUCCCAUGGCAACUUUUAAUUGUAAUUUUCCUUUGUUCAAUGGUAUUCUCUUUCUUCUCUGCAUUUGGUCCAAUUAGAAAAGUUUUAAAUCAACCAAUAGUUAAUAUUAUGAGAGUUGUAACUUAA